Messenger RNA from Rhinocladiella mackenziei CBS 650.93, 1161 nucleotides. RefSeq lists its product as uncharacterized. The transcript is spliced from 2 exons. Lineage: Eukaryota; Fungi; Ascomycota; Eurotiomycetes; Chaetothyriales; Herpotrichiellaceae. Gene Ontology annotation, molecular function: hydrolase activity. Bases 1 to 1161 code for a protein of 386 amino acids. The record is from RefSeq and is a predicted model, not a curated record.
AUGAGCGCCCACGAUCUUCGCAUGCAAGAUGCUCACGACGAGUCAAAGCCGCCAGCCAUACCCCUUCGUAAUCCCAUCCAUCCCUCUGUCAUCGAUCGGUUAGAUCCUGCCUUUGUCAAAUUGUACAACGACUACAUCGCAAAUGGCCCUCCUGCUUCCACCGAUCUAAAUCUUGUCCGCCAAAACUAUUCAGCCUUGUACUCCUACGCCACUUCGCCUGCGACCGGUGUGGGUGGUAUUGGAGAGACUCAGGUACCAGGAUGGGAUAAAUACCCAGGGGACAUCAAUGUCCGAGUCUACGUGCCGCCCGGAGAAGAACCAGGACAGCGCAAAGUAUGGCCGGUACACUUCAAUUUCCACGGCGGGGGCUGGGCUGUAGGUGACCUCGAGACCGAUGCCCACAUCUGUCACCACAUUUGUGCCUCUGUUCCCUGCUGCGUGAUCGAUAUUGAGUAUCGACUGAUUCCUGAGUAUCCUUUUCCAAUCGGCAUUAUGGACGGUUUAACGGCUGUUGCCCAUAUCCUCGCGAACCACAAAACCUUCUCCAUCGACUCAACAAACAUGACUUUUGGUGGAGAAUCUUCUGGGGCCACCAUCGCACUUAUCUUGAACCAUCUCUUCCGAGAUGGCGGGUUCGGAGAUAAGCUAAAGGGUGUCAUCGUCGGUACGCCAACAAUAAGUGAUGUGAGGAAAUAUGCGACCCCUAAUAUGAGCCCAUGGCCGAGCAUGCGAGAGGCCGAGUUUGCUCCCCUCCUGAAUUGGGAGAAAUUGAAAUGGUUCGAUACGUUCAAAUGGAUGUCGCUGUCAAGUCAGCACCCCGGAACUCGACCAAAGGACCAAAGGCGAGAUAUUUCCUGGUUUGCCGACGCUAUGAAGGCUCCCGAUUUUAAGGAUCUAGCCCCAUUGACCUAUAUCGCUACUGCCGAAGUCGAUCCUUUGAGAGACGAAGCUGAGGCAUAUGCGCAAAAGGUUGAGGAAUCUGGAAAUAAAGUCAUCAUGAGGAGAUUUAAAGGUGUGCCACACCCUUUCAUGCACAUGGACAGAGUUCUGCCUCAGGGCCGCGAAUAUGUUCAAGAUGUGAUUUCGCAUAUUCGACAAUGCUUGUACCCACCUCCUCCUUCUCCCCCUGCUGCUGCUGUCGCCACACCACCAGACACCUAA